CCGGGGGGUCACGUGGUCUGCGGUUUCACAGCAGCAGGAGUCGCUCAGACCGGAGAGUUCAGCCUCCACCGAGCCUCUACACCGGCAGGUGGACACCAUGAACUACGUGGGGCAGCUGGCGGGGCAGGUGCUGGUGACAGUGAAGGAGCUGUACAAAGGGAUCAAUCAGGCCACUCUGUCCGGCUGCAUCGACGUGGUUGUGGUGCGACAGCCCGAUGGGACUUUCCAGUGCUCCCCUUUCCACGUACGCUUCGGAAAACUGGGAGUGCUGCGCUCCAGGGAGAAAGUGAUCGACAUAGAGAUCAAUGGAGAACCUGUGGAGCUCCACAUGAAACUUGGAGACAACGGAGAGGCCUUUUUUGUGCAGGAGACAGAGCAGAAUAAUGAGAUCGUUCCGGCCCAUCUGGUGACCUCUCCGAUCCCCACGGAGGAGGCUCUGCUCAGGAGCAGAGAGCCCAGAUGUGUGGAGACCAGCCAGCCUCUCGGACCAGAAGACCCGUCCUCCGGAAACCUCCAGCUCUGCUCCAACUCGGCCGGCAAGAAGAAGAAGAGACGCAGGAGGAAACACAAAGCUGAGCCUCGCAAGGAGGAGCAAACGACAUGUGGGGAGCUGGAGCUGUGUGAGCUGAGCUCCGACGAAGAGCAAAAUACACACAACGGACGAACAUCUUCGCUGUCGGUGAUGAAGGAAAACAUGGACCACAGGCAGCAUUCUCCUCUCACCGGCCUGGAAUGGGACAGUUAUCCUUUCUCUGAUGGAGACUGGUCUCCCUGCACGACGGACGUGUCCGAGCCCAUGUCACCCAAGAGUGACUCGGAGCUGAUGGUGAAGCCGACAGAGAGCAUGCUCAGGGCCGAGUCCCACAUGCAGUGGACCUGGGGGGAGUUCCCAGAAUCCACCAGGGUCAACAAAAAGGACAAAUCGGAGCCAAAGACGUUGACCAUCACCCCCUCAGAGAACACACACUUCAGGGUUAUUCUGAGCUCAGAGGCGAUGGAGGAAGACUCAAGAGAAAAACAGAGAACAACAGAUCCCGUCUGCAGCAUUGUAAAACCGGAGCCUCGGACCAUCAAACCUCCUAAAGCGCCGUUACACGAUACAAACAUUACCGAACCCAAACCGCCACUUUCAGGUUUAAUGUCGAGCAGCUUUACCUCAGAGCCGAAUCCAGCUCACUCAGAACUCAGCACAAAUAACGUACACAAGACCAGGUGGACGUCUUCACCGCCGAGCUGCAGGGCCAACGGCUCUGCUGUCAGCGGAGGAAGUAACCCGGCUGGAGACUCGGCAGCUGUUGGUCCUGAAACAAGAGGCUCCCCCAAAACUACCGACUCACCCAACAAGAGGAGAGGUGUGAGGAAGAGGAGCCAACAUCAGGGACCUGAAGACAUUUACCUGGAAGACCUGAAUGUACUUGAACCUGACGUAGCUGCUCGGUAUUUUCCAAAAAGUGAGUCUGAGCAGGUUCCCAAACACUGGGUGGAGAGCGGGCGGCGCUCUGGAUCCCAGUCGCCUCAGUCGGUGGGCAGCGCUGCAGCCGACAGCGGCACCGAGUGUCUGUCCGACUCUGCCGGCGACCUGCCUGACGUCACGCUGUCCCUGUGCGGAGGCGUCGGAGAAAACUCAGAGAUCCCUAAAGAGAAAUUCAUGGAGCACAUCAUCACCUACAAUGAAUUUGCAGAGAAUCCAGCGAUUAUCGACAAUCCAAACUUGGUGGUUAGAAUUGCUAACAGGUAUUACAACUGGACACUGGCAGCACCACUGAUACUCAGCAUGCAAGCUUUCCAGAAGAACUUGCCAAAGGCUACAGAGGAGGCCUGGGUGAAGGAGAAAAUGCCAAAGAAGUCUGGACGCUGGUGGUUCUGGAGGAAGAGCAGCGUCAAACAGUUAUCAUCAGAGACCAAGUUGGAGCGACAGGAGUCUCUGACCAGAGAGAGUCCUGCCCUCCACCAGGCCCCAGAAACACAACAGAAAGCUGCCGAGUGGUCGAGCGAUGAUGAGACUAAAGAGCUGAACGCCGUGGCGCCUGCUCUGACACCUACUGAGCGCGUGCAGACUGAAGGCCCGGCGCCGUGUCACUCUUACAAGAAAUCCCUCCGCCUGUCGUCUGACCAAAUAGCCAGCUUGAAGCUGAGGGACGGACCGAACGACGUCACCUUCAGCAUCACCACCCAGUACCAGGGAACGUGCCGCUGCGAGGGAACCAUCUACUUGUGGAACUGGGACGACAAAGUCAUCAUCUCUGACAUCGAUGGCACCAUCACCAAAUCCGACGUGUUUGGUCAGAUUCUGCCUCAGCUCGGUAAAGACUGGACUCACCAGGGAAUCGCUAAACUUUACCACUCAGUUAAAGAGAAUGGCUACAAGUUCCUGUACUGCUCGGCCCGAGCGAUCGGCAUGGCUGACAUGACUCGAGGAUAUCUGCACUGGGUGAACGACAGAGGGACCCUCCUGCCUCAGGGACCCCUCAUGCUCUCACCAAGCAGCCUCUUCUCUGCCUUCCACAGAGAGGUCAUAGAAAAGAAGCCUGAGAAGUUCAAGAUCGAGUGCCUCACAGACAUCAAGAACUUGUUCUUCCCAAACACACAUCCUUUCUACGCCGCCUUUGGAAACAGAGCGAGUGAUGUCUUUGCCUAUAAGCAAGUGGGUGUGCCCGUGUGCCGGAUAUUCACAGUGAAUCCCAAAGGGGAGUUGAUCCUGGAACAAGCCAAAGGCAAUAAAACAUCAUACAGCCGGCUGAGUGAGCUGGUGGAGCAUGUUUUUCCUUUACGGAGUACACAACACAACGCCACCUUCAGCUGCCCGGAGUUCAGCUUCUGCUACUGGAGAGAGCGAUCGCUGAGGUUUGCUUUGAGGAGCUGCUUUAACUCAGACGUCUUCACUUUCUUACUUGAACUCAGUCAUUUCUUUGCAACUGUGUGCACUUGUGCAAUAACCGAUGAUGUUUGAGUCUCAUGUCGGCCACUGGAUAGUUUGAUAUCGCCUUGGAACACUUU
Molecule: messenger RNA, 2997 nt
Organism: Acanthochromis polyacanthus (spiny chromis)
Lineage: Eukaryota; Metazoa; Chordata; Actinopteri; Pomacentridae
Product: phosphatidate phosphatase LPIN2
Biological process (GO): positive regulation of transcription by RNA polymerase II; cellular response to insulin stimulus; fatty acid catabolic process
Cellular component (GO): endoplasmic reticulum membrane; nucleus; cytosol
Molecular function (GO): transcription coactivator activity; phosphatidate phosphatase activity
Source: RefSeq, a predicted model, not a curated record